Messenger RNA from Trematomus bernacchii (emerald rockcod), 2529 nucleotides. RefSeq names its product ribosomal protein S6 kinase beta-1-like. Gene Ontology annotation, biological process: signal transduction; protein phosphorylation. Gene Ontology annotation, molecular function: ATP binding; protein serine/threonine kinase activity. The record is from RefSeq and is a predicted model, not a curated record. Lineage: Eukaryota; Metazoa; Chordata; Actinopteri; Perciformes; Nototheniidae.
UCAGUGUAGUAGCCGGUUAUGGCGGCGGUGUGUGUUUGUCCAUGAGGUGGGGGACGCCUGCAAUUCUGUCACAGAGCGAUCCGAGCGAAGCGCUGCCAUGGCCGGAAUGUUUGACAUUGAUCUGGACCAGCCGGAGGAAAAUGGCUCCGACGAUGAGGUUGAGGAGGUGGAAAUCAGUGAUAUCAUGGACCAGUGCACUGGAUUUGAGUUCAACAUGGACGACUGUGAGAAGAUCGAGAUAUCGGAGGACAACGUGAACCAGGGGACGGAGAACAUCCGACCGGAGUGCUUCGAGCUGCUGAGGGUCCUGGGGAAAGGCGGAUAUGGAAAGGUUUUUCAAGUCCGAAAAGUCGUCGGAGCUGCAUCGGGCAAAAUAUUUGCCAUGAAAGUUUUAAAAAAGGCUAUGAUUGUUCGCAACGCCAAGGACACGGCCCACACCAAGGCAGAGAGGAACAUCCUGGAGGAGGUGAAGCACCCCUUCAUCGUGGAUCUCAUCUACGCCUUCCAGACGGGGGGGAAGCUGUACCUCAUCCUGGAGUACCUGAGUGGAGGAGAACUGUUCAUGCAGCUGGAGAGGGAGGGCAUCUUCAUGGAGGACACAGCCUGCUUCUACCUGGCGGAGAUCUCCAUGGCGAUGGGUCACCUGCACCAGAAGGGCAUCAUCUACAGAGACCUGAAGCCUGAGAACAUCAUGCUCAACAACCACGGUCAUGUAAAGCUGACCGACUUCGGGCUGUGUAAAGAGUCCAUUCACGACGGCACAGUCACACACACGUUCUGCGGCACCAUCGAAUACAUGGCUCCGGAGAUCCUGAUGAGAAGCGGACACAACAGAGCGGUGGACUGGUGGAGCCUCGGCGCUCUGAUGUACGACAUGCUCACAGGAGCGCCUCCCUUCACGGGUGAAAACCGGAAAAAGACCAUCGACAAGAUCCUGAAGUGUAAGCUCAGCCUCCCGCCCUACCUCACACAAGAAGCCAGAGAUCUCCUGAAGCGGUUGUUGAAGAGAAACGCCUCAUCGCGGCUGGGAGCGGGCGCAGGAGACGCCACAGAAGUGCAGGCUCAUCCCUUCUUCAGACACAUUAACUGGGAGGAUCUGCUGGCUCGGAAAGUGGAGCCUCCCUUCAAACCUUUCCUGCAAUCAGCUGAAGACGUGAGUCAGUUCGACUCCAAGUUCACCAGUCAGACUCCGGUGGACAGCCCGGACGACUCCACCCUCAGCGAGAGCGCAAACCAAGCCUUCCUGGGCUUCACGUACGGCCCGUCAGUCCUGGAUAACAUCAAAGAAAGGUUUUCAUUUGAGCCAAAAGUCCGCUCACCCCGACGGAUCGUGGGCAGCCCGAGAACUCCUCUCAGCCCGGUGAAGUUCUCCGGGGCGGAGUGCUGGGCCCGAAGCCCCCUCCUCACCGGCAGGGGUCCGAGUGUCAUGCAGUCCCCUCAGGACCAGGCCAUGGAGCUGUCCACCCCGGAGCAGAUGGACAUGACCUCCAACUCCGAGGCCUCGGCCCCCCUCCCCAUCCGCCAGCCCACGGGGGUCCACCUGGGUCAGAUGAAGCAGCAGGCCUACCCCGUGGUGGCUAAACGCCCCGACCAUCUACGUAUGAACCUAUGACCCGCCGCGCCUCUUUAGGAGAGUUUAUUUGGUGACUCUUUAUUUUUUUUCCCCUUCUUUUGUUGAUAUUUUUUAAAGCAAAAAAAACCACAUGGAUGCUAGAGACAAAUACAAUCCAAAUACACACACUCCAUAUACUGUCACAGCAGGGAGUGUGUGCGUGGGUCUGCAGCGACAUCGCCACGUCUCCACCUCGUCUUCUCACGCUAUGACCUGGACUCGUAGGACUGGAAACUCUUGAGGAAAUAAAUCCAAGGCGAUAAUAAAUCAAAGUAUGCAAGCAAUUUCCUCCUAAGUCUGUACUAGACGACGUCCAAAGUGCUGAGUGCUAUUUAAAUGAAUGCCUGUGAGGGAUCUGCUUCCAUCGGGAGACCUUGACACUUCUUAUUCUUCUUAGACAAAGUGCUUCCUGGCUCUCAAUAAAAUGAUAUGAUUUCUUAGGAAAAAAAUAAAAGAUCAAAGAAUCAUUAUGAGCGGCGGACAAAUAAAAGGUUCUGGUGUUGAUGAAUAUAGCUUUAUGUCUUACGAUGUUUUACAAAAAGGAUGCAUUAACAGUGCUAUACAUCAAUCAGAGAGCUUCAAUUAAACGUUUUAUUCAGCGUUGGUGUUGUGGAGGAUUUAUUUGACGUUGGAAUACUUCAGUAAUCUGCUACCAUGUGGGAUGUAUCAGCCUGAUAACCCAAAGCUGAUCUCGGUGCUGCUUCCUGCGACGAUCAUCGGACCCCCGACUGACCCCCAGGAGAGACGCAGGCCGCGGCUCCAGUUGAUCUGGACGCUGAGCAGCAGUUAUCGGGUUCAAUGCUCCAAAUACUCGGGGGUAUAAUACACAGCCUGUUCCAUCAGCGUUCACUUGUUUAGGAGGGACAUUUUGGAAAUCCCAAAAAGCAAGUUCAAUUAUAAUAAAAUGUAAAAAAAAA